AUGACGUUUCAGUCUCCUGCGGACCCCGGAAGUGCAACUCGAACUUGGUCGGGGCGCGGAUCCCGAGAGGGAAAGUCCUAACAACCGCACGAGGGAGUUCGACUGGCGAGCUGGAAGGCCACGCCUCCUCCCGCCUCCCCCCGCAGCCCUGUAGCUGGGGGCAGAGCUCAGAUUUAUUAUCUAGGAUAGAUUUGGAUGAACUAAUGAAAAAGGAUGAACCACCUCUUGAUUUUCCUGAUACCCUGGAAGGAUUUGAAUAUGCUUUUAAUGAAAAGGGGCAGUUAAGACACAUAAAAACUGGGGAACCGUUUGUUUUUAACUACCGGGAAGACUUGCACAGAUGGAACCAGAAAAGAUACGAAGCUCUAGGAGAGAUCAUCACGAAGUAUGUAUAUGAUCUCCUGGAAAAAGACUGUAAUUUGAAAAAAAUCUUUAUUCCAGUAGAUGCCACUGAGAGUGAACCAAAGAGUUUUAUCUUUAUGAGUGAGGAUGCUUUGACAAAUCCACAGAAACUGAUGGUUUUAAUUCAUGGUAGUGGUGUUGUCAGGGCAGGUCAGUGGGCUAGAAAGCUUAUUAUAAAUGAAGAUCUGGACAGUGGCACACAGAUACCUUUUAUUAAGAGAGCUAUGGAUGAAGGAUAUGGAGUAAUAGUACUGAAUCCCAAUGAAAACUGUAUUGAAGUAGAAAAGCCGAAGACACAUGUACAGUCGUCUUCUGAUAGCUCAGAUGAACCAGUAGAAAAACGGGAAAGAAAAGAUAAAGUUUCUAAAGAAACAAAGAAGCGACGUGAUUUCUAUGAGAAGUAUCGUAACCCCCAAAGAGAAAAAGAAAUGAUGCAGUUGUAUAUCAGAGAAAAUGGUUCUCCUGAAGAGCAUACGGUCUAUGUGUGGGACCAUUUCAUAGCCAAGUCUGCAGCCGAGAAUGUAUUUUUUGUUGCUCACAGCUAUGGAGGACUUGCUUUUGUUGAACUGAUGAUUCAACGAGAAGCAGAUGUAAAAAGUAAGGUAACUGCUGUGGCGUUGACAGAUUCUGUUCACAAUGUGUGGCAUCAAGAAGCUGGCAAAACGAUUCGAGAAUGGAUGAGAGAGAACUGUUGUAACUGGGUCUCUAGCUCAGAACCCUUAGACACAUCAGUGGAGUCCAUGCUGCCUGACUGUCCCCGAGUCUCAGCAGAAAGUUUUCUUUGCUGUUGAAGAAAUUGUGUCUGGAAACCAGUUCCUUUCAUUUAGACAAUGAAAAAGGUAUAAUUUUUCAUUGCACCUUUUGAUGUUCCAUUAGGAAAACAACCCACUGUUUAUUUCCAGUAGAGUGUACUUGUAAUUAACCACAUGUAAAUUACCUUUAGUUCAUUGUCACCGAGGUCUGAACAGUAGGGUGAUCUCCUCUUCCUUCUCCUUGCACUAUCUGCUCCACUUCCCACCACUGAAGCCCAACUGAGUUUUAGAAAGAGGACAGUCCCAUUCCAUUGUCAUAAAUGCUCUUAGACGAGUAUUUCCCUGCACUGUCCAUCCCACAGCAUCCUUUGCAUGGAACAGGAGAGAGAUGACUAUAUUCAACCUACUUAUCCCUUUCCCCUGAAUAGUUAAAAUCGCUUAUUUUCUCAUUUUCUCCUAAUUUUGUUUCUCAUCUCCUCCUAGGCUGAAGUAAUUCACUGCGCUUAGCCCAAAAAGCAAAGGAAAAACUUGUAGCUUUCCUUUCAGUGGAAAGGCAGUGCUACCUCAGCUGCCUUAUUCUUAGUCCCAAAUAGUAACUUUAUAGAAAGGUUCAUAUGUUUUAGCCUGUAAAAACUGGCACAGAUAACCUGACUGCUUUAUCACUUGAUUGACUACAGUUGUUUAUAGCUUGGUUUCAACCAGGAGAGGUACUGGAGAAAUAAUGGUUGAAAAUAGAGGAGGUUGGCUGACAGAAUAAGAGAGUAUGGGUAAAACUCAAAAGACAGAUGAAGUUACCAAGAGCAGACUUGCCUAAUCCCAUCAAUCUACCCAGCAAUGCACUCAGGAGGCUGCGGGAGAAGAGACAGUAAUUAUAUCAGAGAUCACCAUCUCAAGGCUCCUGGCAUGCGAGCAGAAUUGUGAGAGAGUCGUAUAAUUUUGUUUGUACAUUUGUAUAAUUGAUGUCUUGCUAAGGACAUUCGUUAGGUGUGUAUAAAUAUAUUUCAUGUAUAUGUGUAUGGUAUACAGCAUACAAAUAUAACACUUGAGUAUAAGUAUCAACAGUUGUGGCAAUUUUCCUAAGAAUAUAUCACAUGCAUCUGUGUUGAGAUAGGCAUGCUAUAAUUAUGACAAUUAAAGACAUUUAAAGGUAGCAAACAGAUUUGUUUUUAUAUAUAAUAAUUUAUUUACCCUGGUAGCUGAACUCAAUACAGUAUCUCCUUUUUAGUUUACUUUUAGUCACGAGGGGAUAAUGUGUUUUAAUUAAGCCCUUUUGUCUACAAGCAAGAGAGACCCUCUCAGCUCACUUGGACUGAAUUUAUAGUUUGUCUCUUAAAGAAGAUUCUUACAGAAAAUAUAUAAGAACUGAGCUCUAUACUGAAAUUUUAAUUUAAGCCAUUUAGACUUUAUCAUGUGGCUCUAAUGUGAAAUGAAUCCAGUAUGGGUUAUUGUGAGGGUACUCGUCAUCUUGUGAUUGGAAAAUCAUGGACAAUUAACAUUGCUGUACAAACAGCUACUCUUGCCACUUGUCUCUCAUGAGACAUAUGAUAUUUCUCUAGAAGAAUCUCUGUAAUUCCUCUACUCACUAUAUAUUGACCAGCUUCUUCCUCUUACGUACUCUUUCUGCCCACUCAGAACUUUAUCAGAUGGAUGGCCUUUAGAUCCUUCCAGUUCUGACUUUAUUUCAGCAGCAAUCCUCCACAAAUCUCUUGGUUUCUUCCAUUCAGAUUUUUCAGAAAAUUAGUUUUUUCUCAUCUCUUUGCUUCAGACCAUAGGUGGUGGUCCUAUGAAUUGGCUGGACUUAGAUCGGUGUCCAUCCCUGGCUCAAUCAGCUGUGGACGGGAGGUACACGGUCAUGUGGUACAAAGAUGCCCCCUACUGAUGUCCCUUGAAACAGAUCUAUAUGUAAUAUAGUUUCACUAGAAGGGGUGGUUGGUGAGGAGAUAUAAUGGUUAUGUCUCUGGUAAAUAACCUGUGUUAAACAAAUCACCAUCCCUGACAUGGGGCACGAAAGUAUUAACAUGACCCAUUGCUUAAAUGUCACUUCCUCAAGGAAGUCCCAGAUUAGACUCCGUAUAUGCUCUUACCAUAUGCUCCCAUAAUACUCUCUGUUUCACCACCAUCAUAAAACUCAUCAACGUUAUUGUAAUUACUUUUUUAAUGCCUCUCUUCUCUCAUAAACUCUAAGGUCUGUGAAAAUAGGGACCAUAUCUUCCCUGCUCACCAUUCUGUCACUUGUACCUGGCCCAGUUCCUGGCUUAUAAUAGUCUCUAAAUAUUUAUUGAGUUAUUUUAUUAGUAAGUGGCUUAAACCUGUAGGAAUCAGAUGUUUCAAAUGUUAAGUUUCGUAAUCUUCCAAAACCCAACUCUCCUUCCCAAAUGUCCCUAUUUCUGAACAGUGAUAUUAUCAGUCUCUGUCACCCAGAUACUGACUCAUCCCUCUCUCCAUCAUCAAAGCAGUGAUGUUUUGUUGGCUUUUUCUUUCCCUUUUAUCUGUAAUUUCUUCUCCGUUCCCAGUGCCACCACCUUAGUCCAGGUCUUUUUCACCUAGACCUAACUGGUCUCAUGAUCUCUAAGCUCUCGUCUCCUAUUAUAUAUUACACAUCUUCCUUAAAAGCAGCUUUUCACACCUUUCUCUAUGAAAAAAACUUUGUUGGCUUCCUUUCUGCCUCAAGAAUGAAAUCCAAACUCUUAAGUCCUUCACUCUCUUGUUCCUGCUAAGUCUCUAAUUUGAUUUUCUACUACUGUCCUACAUGAACUUGCAUUCUAUCCAAACAAGUCCACCUCUGAUCUCCGAAUCCAUUAUAAGCAUUUCUAGCCACUCUUUUGUUCACAUAUCUUCUUGCUUCCUCAGAACUUAACUAUUCCUACUCUUCUUUCAAAACCUACCUCAAAACCACUUUCUUCAUAAAGCUGUUACUACUUCCCAGUCCUCAGUAACCGUUUGUUAUUCUAACGUUAGAGGACUUCCUAUCUCUGCCAUUCAGCGGCCCCUUAACAUGCCACCUGACAAUAUUGUUUCUCUGUGUUAUAUGUACAGUAUGAUAGUGAAGAGUGUGAACUGCAGUCAGACUGCCCAGGUUCAAAUCCUGCCUCUACGAGUUACUAUCAAGGUAGCUACACAAGUUACUUAACCCCUGUAAACUUGAGCUGUGUCAUCUCUAAAAUGAGGGCAAUAACAAUACUUCCAUGUUGUAAGAAUUCAAUGUGAUAAUGCAUCUAAAGCACAGUAAGUGCUCAAUAAAUGUUAUCUAUAAAAUUAUUUGCACAUUAUUGAUUAAGUUGCUAUUUUUAAAUACCUGUUAUGUGCUAGACACUGUGCUAGAAAGAAACAGUAUAAAGGGAUUAAGAUAAAAACCUCUACUGGCAAGGAAGUCACCUCUGUCCUGUCCCCCAAUUAGUAAGCCCCUUGCAUUCCCAAUCGUACAAUCCGUACAUAUUUACUGAAUAUCUGCUAUCUUCAGAACCCUGUGCCAGGCACAAGGAAUUAAAGGAGGCAUAAUAUAUAAAGUUCAUGACCUCCAAGACCCUUAUAACUAAAGCCCCUGUCAUUGUGCUUUGCACACUGGUGAGAGCUCAAUAAAUGUUUAUUGGCAUCGGUGAGCAUGGCAGUGAUGAUAAAGGCUCUAGAGCACCACAAUUUCUAGCCUCUCUUUAGAGCUGUUAACUUUAUUUGGCUUCUUCAUGUCUUCGUUUUCCACUGAAUGAAUGCCAGCAAGUCUUUUUCAAAUUUUUUUCUGUCUGAUCAAGACUUAGAUAAUGUCUGCUUCUUUUGGUAGCUAAAUAUCCCCCAAACUCAGUUUCAUGCUUCAGUGAGAAGAUAUUAUGGUAUUGCCAAUGGAAACCACUUCACAUUUGGGCAACAUCAUGAUGUCUAAGUGGCUCAGAUUCAAAUUUCAGUAUAGAUUCUGGUUCCUGCACAUUUGCUGUCAAAAACCACUUUAUAGGAGCCAAACUGUGGAAUCCUUCCAAGUGUUAGGCACUAUUAGAAGUACCAUUAAAGUACUGCAGAGUUUUGAAGAUUAUGAAAUGCUGAUUUUUUUUAACAUAAUAUGUUCUAUGGUACUUCCAUGAAAUCAGUACCUUGUUUCUGUCAUGGGGCUAAAGGCAAUUGAGAUCCCCCCCCCCUUUUUUUUUUUUUGUAGCAUCACAGGUUUUAGAAACAACUCCAAGUUGGAACUUCUAAAAUGAUUUUAUACUGUCUUGUACAACAGUGGAUGUAUAGAACAAUUCUGAUUUUCAAAUGUAACUGUGAAAUAAAGCUUCAAGAAGACAUAGUUGUUUUUAUUUAUGCUGUAUAUCUUAGUCCCCUCCCCGUAUCCUGUUCCUCUCUAUUUCCUUGGUCAGCCUGCAGGAAAUAAAACAUGUAGGACAUAAUAGUUACCAUAAAGAUUUUUUAUAAGAUCAGAACCUGUUUAGAGAUAAAGAUAAUUAUCCAUCAGCCUAUGAUAUGAUAAUUACAUUAAUUUAGCAUAAAAUGUAUCUGUAGCUUCCCUAUAGUCGUGGCAAAAAAGGAAAUAGUAACUGACACUGUCUUCCUCACUUGUAAAGCAAAAGCAUGGACACUCAUCUGAAAAGAUAUUUUUCUACAAUAAAUACCAAAGAAAUCGUCACAUAUUAUUUACUUGUAAACAAGCAGUUAUUUGUGAAAUUAUUUGUUUAGUGUCUACUACCCCCUAUUAGAUUAUAAAUUCCUUGAAGUCAGUGACCACAUCUGUCUUGUUAACCACGUGUCCCCAGCUCCUGGAAAAAAAUGCUUGAAAUUAAAUGAAAUGAAAUCACAUGUAUUCUUAUCCAAGAAGCACUGACUAACAUAAUGGGCCAUGUCUUCAAUGAAAGUAUAAUAUAAAAUGCAGCUAGCCUUCCUUACACUGUUGAUUUUUUUUGCAUUUUAUUUUUGUUUUUUUCAGCUUUAUUGAAUAUAAUUGACAAAUAAAAUUGUAAGAUAUUUUAAAUGUAUAGCAUGAUGACUUAAUAUGCAUAUACAUAAUGAAAAGAUUCUUCCCAUCUAGUUAAUUAACAUAUCACCUUAAAUAUUUAUCCUUUUGGGGGGAUGAGAAUUUUAAGUUCUACUCUCUUAGCAAAUUUCAAUUACAUAAUACAGUGUUAUCAGCUCUAGUCACUAUGUUAUACAUUAGAUCCUCAGAUCUUAUUCACCCUAUAGCUGAAAGUUUGUGCCUUUUUAGCAACCUCUCCCUA
This is a messenger RNA of Equus caballus (horse), 6349 nucleotides long. The record is from RefSeq and is a predicted model, not a curated record. Lineage: Eukaryota; Metazoa; Chordata; Mammalia; Perissodactyla; Equidae.